CUUCUUGUUGGCGGACGUCGACAUGCAGUCAGCAUUGUCCGAAAAUAAGCAUGCAUACAUUUGCGUCAUUUGUGUUCAUCCUCAUUUCUGCUCAUUUUCUUGUUGAGUUUGUGCAACAUGGUGUUGCAGCUGUGGCAGUCAAUUUUACAGCCAACGCAGAAACAGGAGCAAUGAUGAGAAGGAAGAAGAGGAUGACAGGCUUAUUGAUGUCAUGGCAUGCACAGACAGCCAUUGGAGCACCACUGACAGCUUACAACAAUGAGUUCCCAUUUGUGGUCUCAAUCCGUGUGAGACGGACCCAUUUGUGCGGUGGAGCGAUAGUGUCUGCGUUCCACGUGCUCACGUCGUCCGUGUGCUGCAUGGAUGUUGAGCCACUCGCUGAAACUGCAGCUACAGUGGUUGCAGGGUCCCACAGACUCCUGGAAAGUGACGAGAAUGAGCAGAGUCGCAAAAUUGCAAGCGUCAGCAUUCAUCCUCGUCAACUGAAGGUGUCUGGUGCCCUAUAUGCCUAUGACGCAUGCAUUGCAAAGCUUGGGAAAGGUUUGCGUCUGGAUGAAACAGUGUCACCUGUUCCCCUGCAACCUGCACUGCCAUAUAUGGGAACCCGUUUCAUGCCAGGCACUGCUGCAGCCAGCCUGGUUUGCGCAGGCUGGGGCUCAUUCGGGCCAACCCACGCCGUGUUGUCCAACUAUCUCCAACGCAUGGUGUUUCGUGUUCCGCAGUACGAACAGCAACUCAUCGCUUGUCGCGACAUACAAGGCUUCGACCUGGAAACCAUGAUGUGCAUCUCUGGCAGUCCACUGCUUGGCAAGCACAUGUGUCGGGGUGACAUGGGAAACCCCCUGGUUGCAGCAUCGUCAGCAACAGGAAAUGUUGAGCUGGUUGGGAUCGCUUCAUCUAUACUCGGGUGUGGGAGGACUCCGACUGUUUUCGUGUCCGUGAAUGCACUCGCUGACUGGAUUCAAAGUGAGAUUUCCAACAAGUUACCUGUGAAAUGAUGACAACAAAAAAAAAAACAACAGCAAGAAGCAAAAUCGCAUUCUUCUGAACCUGUACUUGAUUUGAAGUACUGUACCUGCAGCAACCGAAAUGACAUUCAGAAGGAAUGGAAAGAAUCACGAUCAGGUCAUUCUCGUCACUAUCCAUCAGUACAUAGUACAGUAUAGGGUGAAAUGAAGACUCUUUCGAUGGUCGAAAGUCUCCGGAAGUAAGAUUGGUUCAUAUUGCACUUACUUUUGUUCACUGUAACCCUGUGGAUGUACAUGAUGGUUGAUUAUUCGUAAACAUGUACAGUAUAAGACAAGCUGAAAUUUUCCGGGGAUCAUGUUUUAUAUACCAGACCAUUAUAAAAUGGAUUUUUAUUUUUGUUUUUCAAACUUGAAAUUAUAGUCGAAAUGACUGCAGCCGCCCGACCCCGGAAGAAUAACCGCCGCGUUUCUUACGCUGUCAGUGAAAAAAAAAAGAAGCGACAGCCGGCAGUUUUUUUUUUUU
This is a messenger RNA of Notodromas monacha, 1491 nucleotides long. NCBI's taxonomy places the organism in Eukaryota, Metazoa, Arthropoda, Ostracoda, Podocopida, Cyprididae. The record is from the annotation of a GenBank genome assembly.